CCAUCAGGGAUCCAUCAGGUCGUUUGCCUCCUAUAUAAUCAUUAAAAAAACUACUGUUUGACGUAGGUGUACGAAUUAACAAUGAGUUUGUCGAAUCAUAGUGAAUAUUAACAUAAAAAUUACACCUUAAUUUGGCAUGAAGAUAAUAUAUACAUAUUUAUAGCUCACGAGUUUACUUAGUCACAGUUAAAUGAAGAAGAAUGUACUUUGUCGUAAAUGUUGAUUAGUAUAUUCAUGCCAUUCGGGCCGUUUAGAUGUUUUUUUUUAUAAGGAAUGACUGUAUAUGUUCAUUUACUAUUGAGUGCUCAAAAUAAGUUACAAAUUUGAUUUCUAAAGUGUUCAAACAUGGGAAUUGCAUUUAAACAGUAUUGGACGAUGUGCGGUGUUAUUUUGAAUUUAAUAACUGUUGGAUAUCAUCUGGGUUACACUACAAUUCUUUUUCGGGAUUUAAAGGCGUCUGGAUCAGAUAUAAAGCUAAGCUUAGAAGCAGAGUCAUGGGUGGUAUCAUCGAUAGCAGUAUCUUCUCUGCUAUCGGGGUUGAUGGUCGCACCCACCCUACAAAUACUUGGAAGGAAAUCAGCGCACAUAUCUGUCGUUCUUCCAAACCUCAUCGCGUGCCUAAUCCUGUACUUUGCUCAGGACAUUACGGCGCUGGUUAUAGCCCGCUUGGCGUCUGGAUUCACAUUCGGGACAACAAUAUUCGUUGCUGCCAUCAUAAUCGGAGAAUACUCAAGUCCUGAGUAUAGAGGUGUAUUCCUACAUGCGAAAUCAGCAAGUUACACUAUAGGUGUAUUUUUGGUGCAUUGCGUUGGUAUAUUUUAUGACUGGAGAAUGACGGCCCUUAUAGGACUGAUACCCUCAGUGAUGUCUUUAAUAAAUACAUUAACUUGGUCAGAAAGUCCAGCGUGGUUGGCAUAUAAAGGAAGAUAUGAAGCCUGUGAAGCAUCGUUUCAACAGUUAAGAGGAGACAGUUAUAGGGCUAAGGAAGAAUUGUUACUUUUAAUGCAAACGCAAAGGAAUCGAAGAUUGAGUAAAAUUCAAGGCAAAUCUAAAAUAAGCAGCUUUAGACAAAACCUGUCAAAGCUUGGUAAGAAAGAUUUUGUAAGACCUUCAUUGAUCGUGUUGUUUGUUUUUGUUAUUUUAGAAUCUUCCGGCCGGCAUUCGUUUUCAGCUUACGCUGUUAGAUUUAUGUCUGCUUUUACCACUAAUAAUGCUAAUACUUUGUAUUAUGUCCUUGCUGUAGAUGGCGUUGUAUGUAUUUGUGGAAUAUUAUCUUGUGUGAUCGUGAAACUGUGUCGUCGGCGAACAAUAUUAUUUACCUCUGGCAUGUUAGCAUGCAUUCUUUUAUUAUCUAUUUGUGUGUAUUUGUACUUAAAAGCUAAAGGCAUAGCUCCUGAAGAUAACAUCUGGUUACCACUAACACUAUUAUUUACGUAUCAUGUUGUUAUCAGCCUUGGUGUUGCGCCAGUAAUCAUGGCAUUACUAGGCGAGGUAUAUCCAUUAGAGCACAAAGGUUUCGGGACUAUAGUUUCGGGAGUAUUUUUCUCCUUAUCUAUAUUAGUGGCAUUGAAAGUGACACCUGCACUGAUCAAAUCUGUAGAAGUAUAUGGAACGUUUUUAGUGUAUUUAUUGUUCCUGGCGGGAUCUUUUGUAUAUUUGUAUUUAUUUUUGCCAGAGACAGAAGGGAAAACUCUGCAAGAAAUAGAACAUCAUUUUAAAGGUAUUCCACUUACGUUGCAAAAUGAUACUGAAGAUAAGUUGUUAACUUGUUAAACUGUUAAUAGUAUAGGUAUUUUAAUUUUUUGCAUAUUUAUUUUAAAUAAGUAUUUAUUAUUUCCGACAAAUGCUGAUGAAGGAAUGAAAUAUUUCUAUAAGUAGAUUUGUACCUACAUGCAAACACAAACAAAAAAUUUACGUACCGUAAAAUCGGACGAAUUUAAAAUCAGAGGCGACUUUGAAAUUAAAGCGAUAGGUAGUAUAUUUUUUAUGGUAGACCCAAAAAACGAUGGAUGGAUUGUGUGAAAGAGGAUAUGAGAAAGAAAGGAGUGAGUGCUGAGGUGACGAAAGAUAGAGGAGAAUGGAAGAGAAGAACAUGUUGUGCCGACCCCACGUAACGUGGGAUAAGGGCAGGAGGAAGAAGAAGAGGUAGUAUAUUUUUUUGGAGUUUACUACUUGUGAAUCAAUUUUUAUGUAUGAGCCCGGAAAAUACAAAUUUAUGGGGAGUGAAAUCAAACGUUACGUUAUAUUUCGUGCACAAAUUAUCUUGCGCAUCCCCUAGCAACAGCUGCAUGGAACAACUUAAUUAAAUUUAUUCAGUUUCUACAAAUAACAACUGUAGGAAUUUGCGGGUGUUGAUCUUAAAUUUUGUAUUGUAUGUAUUUUAUAAUCGUUAAUGAGGUAAACUUCAGUCCUGCUUCAGAGCUGACACACACACACUUUCGUGGAAUUUUUAGUACUAAGUAAACAUCACUUCAUAUUAAUAAAACUAAAUAUAAACAAUUUGAGUAAAUAAUGAUAAGUGCUAUUUAUAUGGCCGUUCUGAAAUUUAACCAAGUGACUCAAUGUUUUUUAGAAGUUACCUCAUUUUACGGUACUACUAAUAUAAAUUAAGAUCAAAGAUCAAUCUGACUGCGUUACAUAUUUGAGAGAAUUCAUUGUUUCUGUAUUUCCAGAUAUAAAACUAAAAAACAGAAACCAGCAACUUACGUAGAUUUUACUCACACGUUGCUGAGCUUAAACGUUUAUUAAACUUGCAAAGUUGCACUUAUCAAAUAUUAAUGUAAAAACAGUAAAUAAUCGAAAUCGCCUUUACAGUAAAAAGCUUUUCAACUUGUCAAAAAUUUUGACUAAGCAAUAAAAAAGUUGUCAUUCAAUCCGCAGCAUUCGAGGCGAGAAUUAAUAAUCGUCCUUCAGGCCAAUUCCAUUUUGACACUUUGAAACAAUUUUCAUCUUACUUUGAUGUGACCUUGAGUCAUGUCAUCAGGCUUCUCACGCACACCAAUAAGUGCGGGCGAAGUGGCGAAAAAUAAAUGGCCUCUCCCAUACAAAAUAUCAACAUCAGUGAGCCAAAAUGUAUAGGAGAGUAAUAUUUUUCUGCAAUUUUGGGGUUGAUCCAAUAAUAGUAAAAAUUGCUCAGUAUGACCUGUGUAUAUAUAUUCACCCUGUAAAUUAUUGCAGAUGACUGAAUGAACACCCUGUAAUUUUACUUCAUAGUUUGCUAACUCUUUUAAACACACGAACUGAAUUUCGCUUCGUAAAGAGCUCACAAAAAAGAAGUCCCUCGCUGAUUGGUGCAGAGGCGCACGCUGGCUUAAAGUCGUGUCAAAGUAAGAUCAAAACCAUAUCAAGUUCAUAAAACUGAAUCGGACUCCUUAAUUUAAUACAUGGGGCUCGAGCAACAAUCUCUUUGAGCUACAAAUCUUGUCGACGGUUGUAAAAAUUCAUCCCCAAGUUUUAUUGGGUUUGUUAGACAAUUCAUAAAUAACGCCUAAAAUGGUUUAUGAGAAACAGUGAUACUGCUUUUUGUAUUUUUAUUUGGUAGCUUAAAAAAUAUUAAUAAUUUCCUCGGUCACUUAGCAUAGAAAAGUACUGGUAAUCUCUCUCGAUAUUUAAUUUUAAAAGCAUAUUUAAAUUAAUUUUAAAGGUACAUGUACUAAUAUUUACAUUUUACGGUU
Cydia pomonella (codling moth) is the source of this 3674-nucleotide messenger RNA. Its product is annotated as facilitated trehalose transporter Tret1-like. Gene Ontology annotation, biological process: transmembrane transport. The transcript has 3 exons. Gene Ontology annotation, molecular function: transmembrane transporter activity. NCBI's taxonomy places the organism in Eukaryota, Metazoa, Arthropoda, Insecta, Lepidoptera, Tortricidae. Bases 346 to 1773 code for a protein of 475 amino acids. Gene Ontology annotation, cellular component: membrane. The record is from RefSeq and is a predicted model, not a curated record.